This is a messenger RNA of Lemur catta (Ring-tailed lemur), 639 nucleotides long. RefSeq names its product ISG15 ubiquitin like modifier (gene ISG15). The record is from RefSeq and is a predicted model, not a curated record. Gene Ontology annotation, biological process: post-translational protein targeting to endoplasmic reticulum membrane. NCBI's taxonomy places the organism in Eukaryota, Metazoa, Chordata, Mammalia, Primates, Lemuridae. The coding region runs from base 100 to 624 and encodes 174 amino acids. Gene Ontology annotation, molecular function: protein binding. The transcript has 2 exons.
GGGUUUAUAAAGCCGCCGAGCUGAGCCCGCGUAGCAGCGGCUGGAGGCUGAGAGGCACCCGUGGAGGAUCUGGCGGCACCGCACGGCACCGCACGCAGCAUGGGCUGGGACCUGAAGGUGAAGAUGCUGGGGGGCCAGGAGUUCGGGGUGGCCCUGAACAACUCCACGCUGCUCUCAGAACUGAAGCAGAAGAUCACCCAGAAGAUCAGCGUGCACGCCUUCCAGCAGCACCUGGUCAUCCACCCCAGCGGCGAGGAGCUGCAGGACAAGGUCCCCCUUGUCAACCAGGGCCUGGGCCCCGGCAGCACAGUCCUGCUCGUGGUGCAGAGCUGUGACCAGCUCCUGAGCAUCCUGGUGACCAAUGACAAGGGCCGCUGCAGAACCUACGAGGUCCGGCUGACGCAGACGGUGGCCAGCCUCAAGCAGCAGGUGUGCCUGCAGGAGAGUGUGCGUGACGACCAGUUCUGGCUGAGCUUUGAGGGGAAGCCCAUGGAAGACAACGUCCUGCUGGGGGAGUACGGCCUCAAACCUCUGUGCACGGUGUACAUGAACUUGCGCCUGCGGGGCGGGGGGCAGAGCAGGGCCUCCCCCCACAGCCUGACUAGGGCCGAGUCCUGGAAAUAAAUGUGGCUGCAAAGA